GGAAGUUUGUUCCACACCUGACCCAGAUUCUCCGGUUCUGUCAGGAGAAAUGGGUCAGGAUGAGAGUAAACUGACCUAAAGCAGGAAAACUGUAACCGGACUUUAAAAGGGGAUUAAAUCUGUGUUGUUUUCUCUGGUUCCUUUAAGAAAAUCUAAUAAGUUUACAGAAAGACCAUCUCCUGUAAAGCAGGACCAGGCGCUCCGUCCCGCCCCAUCAGGUGAUCCCGGCGCUGCGUUUGAAGCCCGACCCUCAGAGACGCUCUGAUCCUGAACUGUGUCAGCGAGCGGCGGUGAUUUCUGGCUAACGGGACGCGAUCGUCUGAUAUUCUAAUUAGCGCUACAUCAAAACAGGAAGGAGGUCUCCCCGCUCCCGGAGGACAGGAUGCUGUCCAACAACGCCUCUGUCUCUGUCUGAGUGUUUACCAGAACUUUUCCAGGUCAUUUCAUCUCAUUUCAGCACCAAAGUCUCUGUUCUGAGGACAGCAGGUUCAAACAACGUUCGGUAGAUUUCACACAAACUGUUUCCUCCAGGAGCAGAAAAUCCUGUUUUUAGUAGGAAACUCCUGGUUCAUGAUUCUUCCACCUCCACGUCUGGAACAGACAGUUUCUAUAAAGUAUUCACACUGAUACUGUUUAAGUUUCCAAACUUUUGUUUGUAUGUAACAAGUUUUUCACCAGACUUUAGAUGGAUAGAAGUGUUUACAGUUAAAGCUUAAAUAUGAAACUUUGAGUGAAAACAUAUUUGAUGAAACUGUCAUCAGGUUGUGACAGUUUAUGAGAUAAUCUGAGUCCUCUGUCUUCUCCCAGCGCUAACUAGAAACAACCAAUCAGAGCGUGGAGGCGGGUCUUAGCGCUGUCAGUCACCAUCUCGUAUGGCGCUGCCAGAUUUUUCCCAUCAGUAGAUCCUGCUGUGAAUGCUAGGCUAGUUAGCAAAACCACCGAUGAUGGUGCUUUAAUGAUUUUCCUGUAAUGAUGAGUUGUUUCUCCACCAUUAGCACAUUUAGUAGUGAGUACACAAGGAUGAUUGACAGCGCUGAAACCCUCCUCCUGGUUCUGAUUGGUUGGUUUUGGAGCAUUUCUUCAGCUGGCAACUACCGCUCCGGGAAGAAAGAUCGAUGUUUUCACAGAUUACGUCUCAUAGCAAACCUUCGCAACAUAGUGAAAGUUUUACCAAAUAUUCCAAAACCUGAUUUUUUAUAGACGUUAAAGCCAGAAGUUUACGGCAUAAUGACCCAAAGCUGAGCCAGAACUCCGGAUAAAGAACAAGAUCAGGUUAAAAACCCAACGGAGCUGCUGCACCGUGAAGAGCGACCCACAAAGCUCUGCAGCCGACAUGCAGAAAACUUUCUGUUCUGCGUUCGUCUGUUUUAUCACAAAUUGAUCCCAUUAUUUGUUUUUAAACUACAAUCACUUAUUUGUGCUGUGUUUUCACCUCAGAGUGCAAAUAGACAUUAAGCUGCAUAAUUUUCAUUAAAAACAUGAAAAAUUGUGAUUUUCUAAAACCAGUAGUGACGACUGUAACGUUUCUAAUCCAGAUGUUUUCAUCUGAUCCGAUCAGACGCUGAGUCGUCAUUUCACAUCACAACAUGAUCCGUGUUCCACCUUCAUAUCUGGGUUUAAAUAAUAUCUAAUAACAUCCCACAUCUCAGCUACGCAUUUAAAACAAGGAUUUCGAUUUUCUUCUGACUUUUCAUCUCAAAUAAAUCAACUUUUUCUGUUGAUCUGAAAUCUGGAGCUUCUUAUUCAGUUAUUUCAUCUUUUUAUGCCUGAAUGUGAAUCAAUAUUUUCAUCUGCAGUCAAAUCAAAGGAAAAACAUAAAUAAACAAGUCCAAUUAUGUUUUCGUCUUUGUCCAAUCGUGUUCGGCUGCAGGGAGGAGUGGAAGCAAAAUAAAAAGCAGAACAUGUACAAAGCUCAGAUGAGGAAGAAACGACCAGAGAUGGAGCGGAGGAAGAGGAGGGAGCGACGAUGUGGAGAGGAAGAGGAGGAGAAAAGAAGAGACGUUAAAAAACUGCAGAUUGAUCACGAAGCGAAAGAAGAACUGGAAGAAAAUUAGAAAAAAUAUUUUAUUUAGCAAGAAUUAGAAGCAAGCAGCUCUUCUUUCAUCAGCACAGAAAAGGAUGAAGGUAUGAGGAUGACUCCAAAUGCUCAGGAGUCCGUCAGGUGCGGCGCGUCGUCCUGCAGCUGCGCCUGUUUUAAACCCGGAAAGGUCAAACUCAGGUCAUGUGAUCACUGUGGACACGGCUGGGUGGAGCACGCUCUGGAGAAGGUCCAGGCCCGGCCGGCGUCCGGCUCCGGCCCGGUGGAGGUGGCCCUGCCGGGGCCGGUGUUUGACCUGAGCUCCCUGGUUCUGUUCGGAGCUCAGGCCGUUCCCGUCCAGCUGAAGAUCUUACUGGACCGACUCUACAGCGUCCUGCCUCCAGAGCAGGUGGGUCAGAUUCUGAACAGUCUGGGCUGGAGUUUGGGUGAUUACGUCCGAGGAUACAUGCUGCAGCGUCCUGAUGGGGGCGUGUUGGAGCGCUGGGAUGCGGCCACGCCCCGGGAGCAGCUGCUGCUCCUCAGACAGUUCCUGCGCUUCGGAGAGACUCGGCCCAUAGUGGAGGUGAUGAUCCUGCAGCACCUGGAGGGUGAAGAGAUCCCGCCUGACCAGCAGCCAAACGCUCCGGUGAAAAACAUCCAGUCGGGUUCGAAUAACGGAGCGUCCGGUUUGAGACUCGGUUCUCUGAGAGACGGCCGGCUGGCGGAGAGCAACGCCGCCUCAGGAAACGGCCCAGCAGGACAGUCAGUGCUCCUGCCUUUCCAUUUUCCACAAUCAGGCAUCUACCGUUCAGCAAAGGAAACAUUUCCUUCCACUGAGCUGCAAAACGUCCUGCAGGAUUUCAGGAAGAACAAACUGGUUCAGAAACACGACAGACAUCGAUGUGAGGAAGACGACGACUCUGAACGGCAGAGAUCAGAACCGGCCUUGGCCAUAAAAACCGACCCGGACAAGUCAAAUCCGUCACCGUGGCAACAGAACCCCAUCCUCCACCAGGACCGGGUUUUCCUCCAGAAGAGAUUCCUUUCUUCCUCUUCCUUCAACUUCUCACUUCCUCCUUCCUCCCUGGUGUGUUCUCCACUCCCCUCCUCUUCCUCCUCUCGCCUCCAACCUCCUCCAACGCUUCCCUCCUUCUCCUCCUCUUUCCUAAGACCUCUUCGCUCCUUUUCUUCCCCUCUCCUCCCUGUUACGUCGCCGUGUUCGUCCCUCCAUCCUCUCCCGUCUUCCCUUUGCUCCUUCCCUUCCCUCCUGGCCGCUGGGGGUCGGAAGGGCAGGGUCAGCUGUGGUGUCUGUGGGAAAAGCUUCUAUGACAAAGGAACCCUGAAGAUCCACUACAACGCCGUCCACCUGAAGAUCAAACACCGCUGCACCGUUCUGGGCUGCGCCAUGGUGUUCAGCUCCCUGCGCAGCCGCAACCGGCACAGCGCCAACCCGAACCCGCGGCUGCACACGGCCGGCAGCAGAGAGUCUCAGCCGUACCGAAACACGCUGAGUGGACAGAGCGGCGUUCACGCUCCAACGCAGAGACACCAAGAGAAACAGGAAACACAGGGAAGCAGGAACCAUGAUUCCUCUCACAGCCCGCCUCAGGAAGCCGCCUCCCCCGCUCCGCCUCUCAUCCCUCCAGCUCCACCCUCAGGGGGCAUCUGGCCCUCAGGGGGCUCCCCGUCUUCACUUACCAACCUGCAGACUGGUCAGCAGUGGUGGCAGGGGAAUCAGUCCUUACCGCAGAAGAAGAAACCAAGGAAGUCGAGCAUGCCACUGAAAAUAGAAAGAGAGACGACUCAAAACAGCAAACAUGAAGGCGAGAGCUGAAAGACUCUGAAAUAUUGUUUACAUUAAUAAAAAACGGAGCAGGAGCUUCAGUUUGUUGCAGCUUUGAAAUGAUUCUGAAUUCACACAUUUUUGCACGUUUACAAAUAUGUCGUACUUUGUGUCCACUGGCUGUUUACCUGUAAUUAUUCAAUGAUAAACUUCAUAUAUCACACCUGAA
This is a messenger RNA of Xiphophorus hellerii (green swordtail), 4029 nucleotides long. RefSeq names its product zinc finger protein basonuclin-2-like. The record is from RefSeq and is a predicted model, not a curated record. The coding region runs from base 2127 to 3851 and encodes 574 amino acids. NCBI's taxonomy places the organism in Eukaryota, Metazoa, Chordata, Actinopteri, Cyprinodontiformes, Poeciliidae. Gene Ontology annotation, biological process: regulation of DNA-templated transcription. Gene Ontology annotation, cellular component: nucleus. The transcript has 8 exons.